AGCAGUGGGUCCAGUCAGUAGAAAGACAGCUUCUCCUCCUCCCAGCUCAGCUUCUGCCGCUGUUGGCUCCUGUGCAUCAUAGGAGGACUUGUCAUCCGCCUGUCUUCUGUUUUCUUGCUCUUUACCGGACUAACAUCAUGGGGAGAUUGGACGAGCUCCGGCAGUUUAAUUUGAUCAAAUGGCUCAGAGAGGAGAGACAGUCGAGGAAACUGAUUCUCUUCAUCGUUUUCGUCGCUCUGCUCCUGGAUAACAUGCUGCUAACUGUAGUCGUGCCCAUCAUUCCCAGCUACCUGUACAACCUGGAUGAGUCAACAGACAUGGUGUUGAAGAACAACACAUCUCAACAGGGUGCUCCAGGAGCCUUCAACAACAUUGUGUCCUUGUAUGACAACACCGUGAGGUCUUCAGGCUCCAAUGCCACAGUCAGGUCCACUGAUAUGAUCGCUCCAACCUCUACUGCUCCAGAGCUGCCACAGAACUCUUCCGACUGCCCCCACUCCUCCAAGAAGCUGCUCAAUGAGAAUGUCAAAGUGGGAAUGCUGUUUGCUUCUAAGGCCACCAUACAGCUGAUUACCAACCCCUUCAUAGGGCCGCUUACCAACAGAAUAGGAUAUCAGCUACCAAUAUUCGCUGGCUUCUGUAUCAUGUUCCUCUCUACUAUCAUGUUCGCCUUCUCAUCGAGCUACGCUCUGCUGUUUGUGGCCAGAUCGCUUCAGGGUGUGGGUUCCUCCUGUUCGUCUGUGGCGGGGAUGGGAAUGCUUGCUAGUGUGUACACAAAUGAUGAGGAGAGAGGCCACGCCAUCGGGAUCGCCCUGGGAGGUCUGGCAUUGGGAGUGUUAGUUGGACCCCCAUUUGGCAGUGUGAUGUAUGAGUUUGUUGGGAAAACUGCUCCUUUCCUUAUUUUGGCAUUCCUGGCUCUGUUUGAUGGAGCUCUGCAGCUCUUUGUUCUUCAGCCCACCAAGGUGGAACCAGAGAGUCAGAAGGGGACCCCACUGCUGACACUCAUGAAGGAUCCAUACAUUCUAAUUGCAGCUGGUGCCAUUUGUUUUGGAAAUAUGGGCAUUGCCAUGAUGGAGCCAACACUGCCAAUCUGGAUGAUGGAGACCAUGUGUGCCAGGAAAUGGCAGCUAGGCGUCGCUUUCUUACCAGCGUCUAUCUCCUACCUUAUUGGAACCAACAUCUUUGGGACGUUGGCGCACAAGAUGGGGAGAUGGCUUUGUGCCCUUAUUGGAAUGAUGGUGGUUGGAUUCAGUAUAUUAUGUGUUCCAUUUGCCAAAGAUAUCUAUGGCCUGAUUGUUCCAAACUUCGGCGUUGGUUUUGCCAUCGGCAUGGUUGACUCUUCUAUGAUGCCUAUAAUGGGAUACCUGGUGGACCUGCGGCAUGUGUCUGUUUAUGGAAGUGUGUAUGCCAUUGCUGAUGUGGCUUUCUGCAUGGGAUUUGCUUUAGGUCCGUCCAUUGGAGGAUCCAUAGCUGAGAGUAUUGGCUUCCCCUGGCUGAUGACCAUAAUUGGAAUAGUGGAUAUCCUCUUUGCUCCUCUUUGCCUCUUCCUCAGGAAUCCACCUGGACAAGAAGAGAAAAUUGCAAUUUUGAUGGAUACCAACUGUUCAAUGAAGACGAGGUCCUACUCCACACAGGGGACGUACUACCAGGGUGAAAACAUGGAUCCAGAAUAUGACGAUUAUGAUUAACAGGACACCAGCCAUGCAGGUUAACCCUUCAGAGGAUCUAUUUUGUUGUACAAAAAAAGGAACACAGAAGAAAAAAAAACAGCAAUGAAACAAAACAGCCAAGAUAUUUCCAUGUGAAUGUCCUGCAUUCAGUCUUCACUGUUCAGUGUCCUGUUAGCGCUUGUACUGGAGCAAACCAAAGUUGUUCUUGAUCUGUGUUUGCAAGCGCAUUGUGUGAGAGAUAUUUUUUAGCCAACAGCCUUAUUCAGUAGAGAGAUGUGUCCAAAAGCACUUUUUAAACAGUAAGAGCUGAGCAACAAGUACGCUUUGCUGGUUUAUUUUGAAUACAAACCCUAAUUCAAAAUCUUAAUUCAUGUCUCAGCCAUUAAAAGCCUGUUUUUAUCCACUGUAUGUCCAAGAUACUUUUUAUCAUUACCUGAAUUCAGUUUGAAUAAUUGUAUCAUUAUGGGUCAUUGUGUGGUAUGUCAAGAAACUGUUAUUUCUUUAAAAUUCAGAAAGAUAUGUUGGGUCCCAGUCUAUGGUCCUUGUCAUUAUUCAUACACUUGGAAAAGUACAGAACACCCAACUGUUCUGU
This is a messenger RNA of Thunnus maccoyii (southern bluefin tuna), 2262 nucleotides long. It is a transcript of the gene slc18a2, whose product is annotated as solute carrier family 18 member 2. The record is from RefSeq and is a predicted model, not a curated record. Gene Ontology annotation, molecular function: serotonin:sodium:chloride symporter activity; xenobiotic transmembrane transporter activity. The coding region runs from base 138 to 1688 and encodes 516 amino acids. NCBI's taxonomy places the organism in Eukaryota, Metazoa, Chordata, Actinopteri, Scombriformes, Scombridae. The transcript is spliced from 16 exons. Gene Ontology annotation, biological process: transmembrane transport; aminergic neurotransmitter loading into synaptic vesicle; xenobiotic transport. Gene Ontology annotation, cellular component: synaptic vesicle membrane; terminal bouton.